Vigna angularis (adzuki bean) is the source of this 1879-nucleotide messenger RNA. Its product is annotated as SWR1-complex protein 4. Gene Ontology annotation, cellular component: Swr1 complex; NuA4 histone acetyltransferase complex. Gene Ontology annotation, molecular function: transcription corepressor activity. Bases 155 to 1471 code for a protein of 438 amino acids. The record is from RefSeq and is a predicted model, not a curated record. The transcript has 17 exons. Gene Ontology annotation, biological process: chromatin remodeling; DNA repair; negative regulation of transcription by RNA polymerase II. NCBI's taxonomy places the organism in Eukaryota, Viridiplantae, Streptophyta, Magnoliopsida, Fabales, Fabaceae.
CGUCGCUGCGAUGUCAUUCUAAAAUUGUAAUAUGACACUGAAGAAAGUGAGAGGGAAAACUGAAACAGGAAGAACAAUCCUGUUUAAUUCCCCAAAUUCCAAACGUGAUCCUGAAACCCUAACUAGUCCCUAACCGUGUGUAUAAUUGUGAAUUAUGGAUGCCAAAGAUAUCCUGGGAUUGCCAAAAAACUCAUUCCCCUCUCUUGAGAAGAAGUCUCGACCUCCCAAAGAGUCUCAACGAAAACCUGAUGGCAUUUCGCGCGAGGUGUAUGCGCUUACAGGUGGAUUGGCCCCUCUUAUGCCUUCUAUUGAAGCUUCUCAAUUGAAGAAAAAGCCUCCUCCUGUCGAAAAGAUCACUUGGCAGUGGCUUCCUUUCACCAGCUCUGCUCGAAAAGAUAAUCUUCAACUUUACCACUGGGUUCGAGUUGUCAAUGGCGUUCCUCCCACGGGGGACUAUUCUUUUGCCAAGUAUAAUAAGGCAGUUGAUGUGAUCAAAUACACAGAUGAGGAGUAUGACAAGUUUUUGACAAAUCCUAUGUGGACCAAAGAGGAGACUGAUCAACUAUUUGACCUAUGUGAGAGAUUUGAUCUCCGAUUUGUUGUAAUAGCCGAUAGGUUUCCAUCAUCUCGGACUGUAGAGGAAUUAAAGGAUAGAUAUUAUAGUGUUUCGCGGGCUAUAUUGGUUGCUAGAGCUCCAUCUUCUGGUGAUGUUGCAGCAAAUCCUCUUGUUAAGGAACUGUAUAAUGUUUCACAAGAAAUGGAGCGAAAGCGAGCACUGUCCAUGGUCCUCUCUCAAACAAGGCAACAAGAACGCAGAGAUGAAGAGGUUCUUGUUGAAGCAAAAAGAAUAGCUGAAUCUCGCAUUCCACCCAAGGUUGCUGAAGAGUCUCAUUUGGCUGCUUCUAAUGCUGGUGCAGAAGCUACAGAAAGAGCUGUCCCUGGUGAAACUGUAUCUCCAUCGAAUGUGCAACUUCCAUCAAUGGUUGUGCCUCCUACAUUAUCAGAUAACGCAUCUACUCUAGCUUCUCUUCGCAUGCUUCGUGUAUAUUUGAGAACAUAUGCACUUGAGCAAAUGGUGCAAGCUGCAAACUCAUCUGCUGGACUUCGGACUAUCAAACGGGUUGAGCAAACCUUGCAAGACCUUGGGGUCAAUUUGAAACCAAGAGUUCCAACAAAAGCUGUUUGUGCGGAGCACCUUGAAUUAAGAAAAGAAAUACUAACUUGGCUUAAUCUCCAGAAACAGGUUCAAUAUAAAGAGGCCGAAGGUUCCUCUUUUCGUGAUGGGUCAUAUGGUGAAACACCUGGCACACCUAAGCAUUUACAUCGUGCUGGGGAUCAGGAUCGAACAUUCAUUCCAGAUGCAAUGAAUUUUGGAGUGGAACGGGUUAGCAAAAAGGACCAAAAGCGUAAGGCACCUGGAGCUCCAUCGGCUCAUAAAAGACCUAGAAAACUAAAGGCCACAGAUCUCUAGUUCCUCUGGUGGAAACCGAGAAAAAGGGUGUUUCAAUUCCAAGAAUAUUUUUAAUCAAAAUUAUGAAUGUGGAAACUGGCUUUGGACUCAACACCUGGAAAUUCUGAUUGUAGUCCAACUGCAGUUCUGUUUACUUCGGUCUGCAAUUUUAGACUAUUGCCACUCUUGCUCUUCAAUGUAAAGAGAAAAUUGAGAUCCCUGGGAUGAAUGAGAUCUCCCAUCUUUAGCAUGUCCUGAGAAGCUGGACUUUAUUUCUCACGCUGAUAAUGCUUUGUAGGGAUACCAGGUACAAAAAUGGCUUCUUAUUUGGAUAUGCAUGUAUAUAAGUUUAGAAACGGGAAUUCCGGAUGUUUUUGAAGGCUUAUGAAUGCUGAAAUUGGGAGCAAUUGGAAAGACUGCAUUGCUUCA